AUGGCCCGGGGCGCGGCGGGCGUCCCCGCGGCGGCCACACAGCAGCGCCGCGCGCGCUCAGCGCCCGCGGGAAGCCGGGACUUCUGUCAGGUCCGCGAGCGGAAGCGCGCCUCCCCUCAGAGCCGGCGGCGGGGGGCGGCUAGACGCGCGGGAUGCUUAUCGCUCGGGCGGGACAGGGGCGGGGAGGGCUCCCACACAAACCCGCGUCAGUCAUCGUCCGGAACCUGCGAAAAAUAG
Rangifer tarandus platyrhynchus (Svalbard reindeer) is the source of this 237-nucleotide messenger RNA. Lineage: Eukaryota; Metazoa; Chordata; Mammalia; Artiodactyla; Cervidae. The record is from the annotation of a GenBank genome assembly.